AGACACGCGGGCGGCUGCUGCCGGCGGAGAGGGGGCGGAGGCAGGGGCAGUAGGAGCCUCACGCUCUCGGCGGCUCCCGAGACGCUGGUGCAGACGGGACGUUCUGCUGCUACUUUGUAUCCGUUUGCGGCGGUGAAUGUUCCAUUCCCCGAACCCUGCGACAGGUUUUGCCCCCCGCCUCCUUCCCAGAGCGAGACAGCCAAGGGCACGCGGGCCUUGCCGCAGCCCAGCCUGCCAGCGCCUCGGAGGCGUGGCGGGAGCGAGGAGAGCCGGCUGCCUUCGCCCGGCGACCUGCCACGGAGCUGCUGGAGCAUCAGAAGUACUUGCAUCUGUGUGGGUCCUUUUAUCAUGACCUGUGAUCACAUGGCAAUUCAAAGAACACUUCUCCAAGAGACCCAGAAGGCAGGAGCACUGCCUUUGUGAUGUGAUUGGAUCACUCCCAGACGACCAGAACUCUCUUUUAAAAUAUUUCGGGUGGAUAAGAUGUGCCAUGGAAUGGUAGCACCAAAGAGCAACACAGCUUCACCACUUGCCUUGACUGGUCAUGGAUUAUUUCUUCCGUUAAUUAUCUUCAGUUCUUUCAUCUUGGAGGGACUGACCUCAGUUUGCCCCCAUCCGCCGGAGCCUGAGAAUGGAGGCUACAAAUGCCAUCCAACUCCUUGCAGUGACCCUCUGACAUCUGACAGCGUCAUAGAGUAUGUAUGUGAUGAAGGCUACAUGCUAAAGGGAGAUUACAAAUACUUGACGUGCAAAAAUGGAGAAUGGAAUCCAGCCAUGGAAAUUAGCUGUAGGCUAAGCCAAGUUUGCCCCCGUCCGCCGGAGCCUGAGAAUGGAGGCUACAAAUGCCAUCCAACUCCUUGCAGUGACCCUCUGACAUCUGACAGCGUCAUAGAGUAUGUAUGUGAUGAAGGCUACAUGCUAAAGGGAGAUUACAAAUACUUGACGUGCAAAAAUGGAGAAUGGAAUCCAGCCAUGGAAAUUAGCUGUAGGCUAAGCCAAGAUAAAGAUUCGCCCCCGACAAUCGGGGUGCCCACCCUCUCCAUAGUGGCCUCCACAGCAAGUUCAGUAGCUCUGAUCCUUCUCUUAGUUGUACUGUUUGUUUUGCUGCAGCCAAAGCUGAAGUCUUUUCAUCACAGCAGACGUGAUCAAGGUGUAUCUGGGGAUCAGGUCUCCAUGAUGGUGGAUGGUGUCCAGGUGGCCUUGCCGUCCUAUGAAGAAGCAGUCUAUGGCAGUGCAGGGAACUGCAUCCCACCCUCGGAUUCACGGGUACAGAUUGUGCUGUCAGAGGGAGCUGGGCAGAGUGGAACAAGUGAGAUGCAGCAGCAGGACCAAGGGGCUCGGGACUGCUUUGUUGGAGAGGACGAGGCCCCAGGACGCUCUGGACUGUGUGAAGCCAGUGGCUCUCAACUCUCUGAAACUGUUCUUGUACACCAGGCCACCACCUCUUCCUGGGUAGCUGGCAUGGCAAGCAGUAGACCUGUGCACAAAGAUGCUCAAGACUCAGAAAGCAGUGACAUACAAAGCCUUUUAUCACUUACUUCCUCGGAGGAAUACACAGACGAUAUUCCGUUGUUGAAGGAAGCAUGAAGCCUGCUGCACUUGUUUAGCCUUCUCCCUCUCGGUUUCCCCUCUUCUUCCUUGGGAUGCAAGCAUUUUGUGCAGCCUUCCCCACCUUCAUGAGCUGGGCCCUGGAUACUUCCAAGCAGAGACCCUUCAGCUGAAGAUCCAGAGGAUUUUGCCAGGUUGUCUCCUCGAUGUGCCAUUCGGGUUGGUGCGGUGUCGGCCUUCCCAUUCCAUCUGCAUUAGGGGCUUGAGUAAUGUAAUGGAUUUGAGCUCCUCCCUCUUCUUCCCUCCCCGUGCCAGAUGUUUGACUGCAGCCUCUGGAGAGCUGCUAUUUACUUGUGCCUUUCUCCUUCUCACACCGGCUUGUCGCAGCUUCUCACAGGCCUCGCUCGCUCUUCAGCAGCCCAGAGAGCAGGGACCAAGAACUGCUUGCUCGUUGGGUGCAGACAUAGUUUAUAUAAAGACCUUUCUUCCAGUAUCCUCUUGAUGACUAGGGCAGGACAGAACUCUCCAAGAGGGCUAAAUCUGGGCUUGGGAGAAGUCCCAAUAUGGGUAAUUUACACUAUCCAGCAGUGCUCAUAAUUUUUAAAAAUAAAGUGGUAUGUUCUGUAACUUAGAUGCAUAUUAACAAUUAGGCAUCACUGACUAUUGUAAAGGCAGAGAAGUCUGACAUCUUUUACAAGAUUUUUUUCUUCCUCCUUUUCAUGUCUUCUUUGUUAUCCCCAUAUUUUCCCCACAAAAUACCAAAUACACCGUUGAUGUCGCAGAGUAACAGUCUCUCUGCAAGAUUCCAUUCCAAAAAAUUCCGCCGUCUCGUUCUUUCAUCGACCUCACAAUCCACUUGGUUUUUGUAUCCUGAAGUCUAGGGCUGUGUCUACUCUGGAAAUGUCACCAGUUCCUUCCAGUGCUGCUCUAGCACAGGGGCAGUGGCUGGUGCUAAACUCGAGGAGAAUUUCUACAAAAGGCUAGUUGUAGACAAAACCUAGAAGCAAAAAAACGUACAGUACAACCCUGAUUAUCUGAUCUCCAGUUAACCAAGCCUGUGUUUAACUGCAGGUUAGUCCUGUUCUGCUGAUAUGCUGUGCCAUAAUCAUGGUCCACUUUAUCCAAAGGCCUGUUCUUUUGCAGGUGUCGGGUUUCUGACACUUUUUUAAAAUAUCAGUUUUCCUGCAUAACUGCUUGGGUUUGCCUGCCACCAACAACUUUUAACUUGACAUGACAGUAAACAUGGAAGAGUCAUUUAGAAACAUUGUCCCUUACUCCCUCAAUUUUCCAGGAAACGUAAGGGCUUUUUAAUGUGUUCUCUGGAUUCAUUGGCCCUUUUUUAUGUUUACAGUUUUGUCCGCAGAAAUAUUAACAUUGUCAGCUAAUGCUGGGGUUUGUGGUUAACAUCCCCGAUUACCUGGCAGGAGAUACCAUAAUGCAGGGUACUCAAAUACAGCAUUACACUUUCUAAAUAGUUACAGCAUGUCUUCAUAACCUUAAAUGGAAAGGGUUGUACUGCUGUUUUAUCCUAAUGGGACCUCUUUGUGCAUUUGGAGCUGCUCCCACAUGUGGGCAUCUUCUUCACAGGGAGGGGGAACAGUAUGUUAGCCAAAACCCCUUCUGAAGAGUGGAGUUGACACAGUUUGGUUGCAUGGCCAUUAUGGAGACAACAGAGCAGUUUUUAAACAGUUACCUGGAGCAGGACCCUCCCCAGUCCAGAGUAUGAGUUUUAAUGACUCUCUUAACAGAACUGUCAGGUUGUCAACCAACAGUUGCCCCAAAAGGAAGCUGGUAAAUUUUGUAUUUGAAAUGGAGGGAACAAUGAGAUGUGGCUUUACUCAGCAAGUUGUGACUUCUGGGUGAAUACCUCAGCCCCCCCUUCCUCUCCCCUUUAUAAUUGUACUCCCUACCCAGAGCAGUGAUUAUAUCAGAAUACUUAGUGUUAUAUAACAUUUUAAAAUGGAUUAUUGCUGCAGUAACUGAGGUUAGGCUCCAGCUGCAGUGGGCAGGGAUUGGCUGCAGUUAAUGCAUUUGCCUGUUAAUUCCCAGGACAGCUGUAACAGUGGGUGUGUAUAUGGAGAACAGCUCUAUUUUCCCCCAUCCUGUGUAUCUCGUAAAUUAAGUUGCAAGAAUU
Molecule: messenger RNA, 3682 nt
Organism: Gopherus flavomarginatus (Mexican gopher tortoise)
Lineage: Eukaryota; Metazoa; Chordata; Testudines; Testudinidae
Gene: SUSD6
Product: sushi domain containing 6
Exons: 8
Coding region: 484-1587 (367 amino acids)
Source: RefSeq, a predicted model, not a curated record